Messenger RNA from Didymella exigua CBS 183.55, 1500 nucleotides. Its product is annotated as MFS general substrate transporter. The transcript has 2 exons. The coding region runs from base 1 to 1500 and encodes 499 amino acids. Gene Ontology annotation, biological process: transmembrane transport. The record is from RefSeq and is a predicted model, not a curated record. Gene Ontology annotation, molecular function: transmembrane transporter activity. Lineage: Eukaryota; Fungi; Ascomycota; Dothideomycetes; Pleosporales; Didymellaceae. Gene Ontology annotation, cellular component: membrane.
AUGUCUACCAGCCAAGACCCUGAGCUUGCGAAGACUGACCUCAAGGUCACACAUUCAGCGUCUUCGGGAGACGCCGCACCUGCACCCAUCGAGGGCGAAUCCCAGCAUCUACCUAACUUCGAACACGAGAGGGCAUUGACAUGGAAGUUCGACCUCCGCAUCCUGCCCAUGUUAGCAUUGAUGUACUUGUUCAAUGCUUUGGACAAGGGCAAUCUAGGCAAUGCGAAGACUGAUGGCAUGGACAAAGACCUCGGCUUCAAAGGCAACCAGUACAACGUCAUGUUGUCGAUUUUCUACGUUCCGUACGUUAUCUUUGCGCCACCAAUUGGCAUGUUAGGGAAGAAGUACGGCCCCCACCGUGUCCUCCCCAUCAUGAUGUUCUGCUUUGGCAGUGCUACGCUUCUCGCAGCAUCAGUGCAGAACUGGAGCGGUAUGAUGGCACUUAGAUGGUUCCUAGGGAUGGCAGAAUCGGCUUUCUUCCCGUUAGUUAUCUACUACCUUACUACCUUCUACCGACGUGGCGAGCUCGCGCGUCGUCUGGCUCUGUUCUACGCUGCGUCCAACAUCGCCAAUGCUUUCUCCGGGCUGCUGGCUUUUGGUGUGUUCCAGAUUGAGUCGAAGCUCGACAGCUGGAGGUACCUUUUCAUCAUCGAAGGGAGCCUCACAGUCUGCUUCUCCUUCUUCGCAUACUGGUACCUUCCCGAAUCCGCCUACAAAGCCAAGUUUCUCACAGAGGCCGAGAAGCAACUCGCCUUCCAACGCAUCCAAAUCGACUCCUCCUCCGUCGUAAACGAGAAAUUUAACUUCAAGCAUGCCAUUGGCAUCUUCAAGCACCCCUCGACGUACGGCUUUCUGGUUAUCGAGAUGUGCCUCGGCGUCCCCUUGCAAUCCGUGUCACUCUUCCUCCCGCAAAUCGUCGGCCGCCUGGGCUACGACAAGAUCAAAACGAACCUUUACACCGUUGCACCCAACAUUGUGGGUGCAUGCGUGCUGCUCAUUCUGGCUUUCGCGUCCGACCACGUGCGCCUGCGCUUCCCCUUCAUCGCCCUCGGGUUCCUGCUCACGUUCAUCGGGUUCGUCAUCUACGCGACCAUCGACGUAGAGCACAGCCUCACGGUGGCGUAUUUUGCGUGCUUCAUGAUGACGUGGGGCACGUCCGCACCAUCUGUCUUGCUCUCGACGUGGUACAAUAACAACGUUGCGGACGAGAAUCAGCGCGUCACGCUCACGAGUAUUGGUGUCCCGUUGGCGAAUCUUAUGGGCGUCGUGAGUAGCAAUAUCUUUCGCGAGCAGGAUAAGCCCAAGUACAUUCCUGCGCUGGCGACGACGGCGGCAUUUGGCGCGACGGGGUGUGUGUGCGCGCUGUUGUUGGGAAUCUAUAUGGUGCUGGAUAAUGCGAGGCGGAAUCGCAAGCAGGGUGUUAGUCUUAGCGCGAGGGAUGUGAGUACGGCGAAGUUGAGGGAUGGACCGAAGAGUGCGGACUUCAGGUGGUUCUUAUAG